Molecule: messenger RNA, 1414 nt
Organism: Bradysia coprophila
Lineage: Eukaryota; Metazoa; Arthropoda; Insecta; Diptera; Sciaridae
Product: BTB/POZ domain-containing protein 6-A-like
Biological process (GO): neurogenesis
Cellular component (GO): cytosol
Molecular function (GO): protein binding
Source: RefSeq, a predicted model, not a curated record
ACAGUUAGUGUAAACAUACUUUGCCUUAGUCGUUUGCUCACAGACAAUUCAUAUUACCAUCUGGUAAAGGAAGAAUUGCAUUUUCACUUCAAACCAGACGCUCCAUCAAAUAAGAUUUUAACACCACAAAAUGUCCACCGUGUCCACCUCUGUGUUGUUGGCGAAUCGCCUGUUCAAUGUACAAAAUCAUUAUUUGAAUGCAGAGACGGCUGACGUCUUUUUCAUUUGUGGAACUGAAGAUGAACCCAUUCCUGCUCACAAAAUCCUUCUGGCCGCUUCUACUGAAGCGUUUAAUAAGAUGUUCUACGGUACACUUCGCGAGGGUAACGAGGUUCAAAUAGUCGAUGCAACACCGAACGGUUUCCGGCAAUUUCUGCGCUAUUUCUACUUCAACGAUUUGCAGCUCAGCUUAGAUUGCAUCGAUGAACUAAUGUAUUUGGCCAGAAAGUAUCUUCUCAAUGCGUAUGUCGCUGACUGUUGCGCAUUUCUAUCGGAACAAAUGGAAGCAGAAGGAAUCCUCAUCGGUUAUGAGCAAUCGAUUCGGUUUCAAUUAGCAGAAUUGAAGAAGAAAAUGGAAGAUUCUAUUGCCGAGGAAUCGGAGAAUGUUUUCUAUUCGGAAUACUUUGCUGCCAUCAAUCGCGACCUUCUGAAUCAAGUAAUUCAGAUACCAGCUGUACGCAUAGAACAAUCAAAGUUAGUGUUCAAUGGUUGUAUGUUGUGGGCGGAAGCAGCUUGUAAACGGUCAAACGUGGAUGCAUCGGUUAUGCAAAAUCUUCGCAGUCAAUUAGGCGAUUGUUUUCACUGUAUUGAAUUCAGUGCGAUGAAACGCAAUGAAAUCACAGAUUGCGUUGAAAAAUGCGGUGACUUGUUUACGGCCGGAGAGCUGCAAGGAAUUGUUUCCAUGAUAUCAGCAAAGUUUACAGCAAGAAACAAUCAGAGUCAGGACGUUCUCGAACUCCAAAUUUCUAAACUAACUGAUGCCAUUGUGAAUGUAUCCGAAGGAUCACAGGAGGAGCUCCGAUUCGUUCCGAAGGAAGGAAUGCUGCUGAUGUCGUUUUCAGUAACUGAAUUUUCAGAAACAGACGGCAUAAAUGAUUACAACGAAUGUGUGGCAUAUGUAGCAAGCGUCGUCAAAAUUACGACAGAAAAAAAUCUGGUUCUUCACAAGGAGUUUUUUCCGGACCAAGCAACAUAUUAUUUGCGAGAAAGCAUCGUUUUAGAACCACAUUGUACUUACGCCAUUCAAAUCCUAUUUUUGGACAACGGGAGCUAUAUCGCACGGGAGAUCGCCGAUUCAGCAGAUUCACCAAUCAAAAUGUUGCCUGAGACGAGCUCUAAGUUUAUCGCCACAUUGGAUUUAAAGUUGAAUUUUAAGCAAUAAAUUGAUACUCAAAGCUUCAGUGAAGCUGCUUCA